GUAAUAACAAACGCACAAUGCACGUCUUGACAUUUUUAUCACUCAGUACUGCUGUUGUUCUGGGACUUCCGUCUGAUUUGCAAAGAGUAACAGGACCUAACACUGAGAUUGAAAAAUAUCCCUCGACUGCUAACCUCCAAAGGUGGCAUCCAAUUCAACAUGGUUUCUUACAGGAUUGUGGUGGCACCAUUCUCAAUAACCGAGCUGUUCUCACUGCUGCUCACUGUGUAGCUGGCGACAGCAUUAGCCAGUGGCGCAUUUUUAUUGGCUCUUCGUAUUCAUUUCCUGCUCUAAGCGACCGUCAAGUCCACUCAGUCAACCGCAUCAUCAUUCAUCCUUUGUACAGCUCUAGAACCUUAGGCCAUAACAUUGCUAUCCUACACUCUCCUACAACUUUUACCUUCAGUAACAGAGCAAGGCCUGCUUCUAUAGCAGGUCCCAACUAUAACAUUGCAGAGAAUGAAACUGUAUGGGCCGUUGGCUGGGGCCAUCCUUUCAAUUGUUUGGAGCCACUAUCUCUGACGCACGAGAGGCGAGUCAUACCCUACUUUUUGCGUGAAAUUCAACAAGUUAUUAUAAACCAGAACAUAUGCAGAAACAACUAUGCGGCUCGAAAUAUCGCCAUCACCGAUAACAUGUUGUGUGCUGGCUGGCAUACUGAUGGACAUGGACACUGCAAUAGAGACUCUGGUAGUCCUCUCUACCAUAAUGGUGUGGUUGUUGGUGUCUUCUCGUUCAGCAUCGGUAUAGCUCAAGCCAACUUCCCCAGUGUCCACACUCGCGUAUCCCAUUACGCCUCUUGGAUUCAAACAAAUGCAUAAAAAGAAAUAGACUGAAACGGAACAUUAAGAUUUAAGUUGACGGAAAUGGUUUCGAAUUAA
Spodoptera exigua (beet armyworm) is the source of this 881-nucleotide messenger RNA. The record is from the annotation of a GenBank genome assembly. Lineage: Eukaryota; Metazoa; Arthropoda; Insecta; Lepidoptera; Noctuidae.